UUUUCCAACUGAAGACCUAAUUCUCUUGUUUGCUCGUGAUGUUUGUGAAGUUUGGUAAUCGGUUCCUGAUCUUGUGUACAUUGACGGUGGCAUUCCUAUCGACAGGUAAGCAAAGAAAGGCAAAUUCAAUGUAUUUGUCUUCUCAAUAAGGGCCUCGAUUAUGUAAGAACCCAAAAAACACGAGUCAAUCCAGAAGAAGUUGGAUUAUAAUGCACCCCCAUUAAAUGUUAAGGCUACGUCCAAUAGGUCGUAUUCCGUAGUAUUAAAGGGGUAUACACAGAAAAACCAACUUAUCGGGAGAUCGUGGAUGCAACGGACGUCAGAAGCCUCCUACUCAUUGUCGAUCAAGAUGUGAAACAGUUCAGAGGACAAUCAUUUAGAAUUUCUACAGUCAGAGCCAUUAUUCAGAAUGCCAGAGUGCGACACAAUCAAACGCGCAUUUAGAAAAUACGCACGAUACCUUCUGGGUUUUUCUGUGUUGUCGUUUUGGAAAAGAUAGUUUCUGGGAGUUUCCUGCCUCAGUAUUUAGAAACAUGUGUAUCGCCAAUGCCUCGGCGAAACUCGGGGGAGGAUUGCGCGUAAAAUGAUAGGGAGGGGAGGGUGGGAAAGAAAUAUUGCAUUGAUACAUAGGCACGUAUCACGUCCAGGCCACAUGAUUUCGCGAAUUUAAUCAUUUUCUCGGAAGCGUUUAUCUUAAUUUGAGAUUGUUGUUGUCGUUGUUGUCUUUAUCUUUAAUCGGUUAAUUGCUAAUAGUAUAAGGCUAAUCUACCGGUUGCCUGUACCUUAAAAGCUUCAUUCUAUGGAUUAAAUUUUGUUGCUGAGUUGUUGCCUGCCUCUGUUUCAAUUUGUGUGUCAUUUCGGGACAUCAGUUUGGCUUAACAUCAACCAGGGGCAAGACUGUUAUUUUUUUCUCCGAAACUUGGCACCUUUCAUCAAUAGGGCUACAAUACAUGCUAAUUCAUUUUUCUCCCAUUUUAUACACAGUGAACAGUUUAAAAUGUCACCACUGCCUCAGCUCCUUAUCAGCUGCCAACUGCAGUAAAUCCAGCAAGGAAACGAAAUGCCCGGAUGCAGCGGACAGCUGCGCCAAUAUUUCCACUGAGGUUUACACAGAAACUGGAUCCCUCAAAAGCUUCUUCUAUGGCUGCGCGACUCAGCAGAUGUGCAGCGAUGCGAAAGAAAAGCUUACAAUUUGCGACACCAUUAAACAGAGGGGCUAUAAAGUCGAGUGCAACAUCACUUGCUGCAGUACAGGGGAUUUUUGUCUUCCACUUCCCGAUACAUCAGGAGUCACACUGGAAUUAAGCCGCUUCUUGGUAGCUACUUACGCAUUCUUCAUCUUGUUAAACUAUAUAAUUUAGGAAGAUUUGUCUGCUUUCGUUUCGGCGCAGUUGCAGAGACAGCGACCCUGAUCCUUUCUUGUACAGGUAACCGUUCGAAACCAGCCGCUGAGACUAUAUUCUAUCCUGUAACAACCGCAUAUACACCUAUAUACUGUUGACGCUUAAUGCCACAGCAACUCAUCUCCUGUUAAACAUUUUACAAACAGCCCUUGGACAAACAGAAAACAGUAGUUUAGUUUAGAUCAAGAUUACUUUCGCGCGAAGGGCUUACACCUUGCACGUAUAGUCUCACUCUCUGUUUUAAUUUCAUCCUCACUCCACGAGACCUUUAUGCAAAAAAUACGGGCUGUUUUGCAGUUUGCUAGUAGCAGCAGGUUAUAUACUGCUGAACCUUAAUGUCGGAGCAGCUCAACUCCUUUAAAACAUUUUACAGACAGCCAAUGGACAAGCAGAAAAUUGUCUAGUGUAGAUCAAGAUGCUCUAUUAAACCUCCUUACUUUAAAUACAUUGUCUGUGCAGGUAAAAGAAAUGAAACGAUGAUCAACAACUGAACUGUAUACUCAACCACAGUAUCGUCUAUCAGUACAUAUGAUGUUAGGAAACGUAAGAUCCGGCGAAGGCGACAGCAACCAGAACGUCAAAAAAGCAAUAGGUAUGAUAAAGAAAACAACGAAUCUGCCUAUACACUCACACUUUUUGGGGUACAUUUCUUUGCCGUCACUGUACGACUUUGACGAGAAAAUGCCUGAUUUCUCGUUUUACUGGGGAUGCAAACAACUAUCGGCGAAAUUUCCUUUGUCUUUCUGAACUUGGAUGUGGUUCUAAGGAAUUCAACUCCAGGAGGGUUUAAAUUUUGCCAGAACUUGAAAAAUUGCAAUAGAGAUUAAAAUGGCAUAAUCGUGAUGACGAUUGAAAUAAUGCGAAUUCACUUUCCAAGCAACCGGUUUUCGCUGCCGUGGACGUUCUCGGAUCUCAAGCUUCCUUACGUACCGUAAAUGAUCUAAUUGCGGGCAACAAGAGGAGCCCACAGACUAUUAUUGGUCAGCGGCACAUUUUAGACUGUAUAACGAGGUUUUUCCAAAAUCUGUCCACAUUCUUGGGAUACCUGUGUUCUGCGUACUUAUAUGCAUGGCAUGUGGCCGAGAAGGCCCUAGUGUUGAGUAUAAGGUCCAUUUGAUGUCACAGUAAUCACGUGAAAUGCAAAUGCACUCUCAUGCAACAAUAUUUGUUCGGUUCGAAAACGUACAUAUUAAAUUCAGCUAUACACGUAAUGUACUAAAUGCGAGACUUAAUUAAUUUUUCGAUUCACCUUGCCGGCCAGAAAUCUAUUUACCGAGGGAAAUGAAAAGUAGAGCGAGCCUGAUCUCAGCUUAGUGCGGGAAGGGUCUUCGGUAGGAUACUGGUGAUUGCAAGGUUUACAAAUCCAUGUAAAGAAGCUAAUACAGGUUACACUACGGUGCAUGGUUUUUAUAUUGCUAUACGUUUCCAAGCAUGUUACGUCGCUUGUCAUCUGAAAGCUUCAAUAGGAUCCAAUAGGUUUUUUGAUGAUUUUCUAUUACAUUUCAACGACCUUUGGUCAUUGAACACGGAUUGAAUAUUCGAUUGACUAGACUUCAAGUAGUCAUGACUGUAUACAUUCCUAGUUGAGCAUUGUUUAAAAUGUCACACAUUACUGUUUUCAUUGUACAGUUUGCCUCUGCGAAUAAAGCCGUCUCUCCCCGCUUCUCACCCUUCGCAGGCUAAUUGUAUCUAAGCCACUG
Molecule: messenger RNA, 3103 nt
Organism: Porites lobata
Lineage: Eukaryota; Metazoa; Cnidaria; Anthozoa; Scleractinia; Poritidae
Source: the annotation of a GenBank genome assembly